Messenger RNA from Trichophyton benhamiae CBS 112371, 777 nucleotides. RefSeq lists its product as uncharacterized. Gene Ontology annotation, cellular component: cytosol. Gene Ontology annotation, molecular function: 3'-5'-DNA exonuclease activity. Lineage: Eukaryota; Fungi; Ascomycota; Eurotiomycetes; Onygenales; Arthrodermataceae. Bases 1 to 777 code for a protein of 258 amino acids. The record is from RefSeq and is a predicted model, not a curated record. The transcript is spliced from 3 exons.
AUGGGCGAUUCGACCAAAGAACGAAAAUACAUUGAUAUCGGUAUCAAUCUUGGAGACCCUGUAUUCAGGGGCAAGUACCACGGUAAAAAUGUCCACGAGGAUGAUCUACAAGAUAUAAUCGAUCGAGCCGUUGAGGUUGGCUGCCGAAAGUUCAUGAUCACUGGCUCGGACUUGCAUGAGUCUCGGCAUGCCGUGGACCUAGCCCGGGAACACUCAGGACUAUGCUACGCUACUGUUGGCGUACAUCCGUGUUCCGCAAAACUCUUUGACUCCUACGCUGGAGGGCCAGAGAAGUAUCUAGCCGAGAUCAAGGCCCUGGCAAUGUCAGCCAAGGAGUCAGGACAUGCCGUUGCCUUUGGAGAGAUUGGUCUAGACUACGAUCGACUGUUCCUCUCCCCCAAGGAUCAGCAGCUAAAGUAUUUUGAGGCUCAACUUGAAGUAGCUGUGGAGGUGCAGCUGCCUCUUUUCUUGCACUCACGAGCAGCUAGCGAAGACUUUGAACGGUUGCUCUCUGCCCGGCUGCCACAGCUCCCUAAGGGAGGAUUAGUGCAUAGCUUCACUGGAACAAUCGAGGAAAUGCAACGACUUGUAGCUCUUGGGUUGGAUCUCGGGGUUAACGGGUGUAGCUUGAAGACCGAUGAGAACCUGGAAGUGGUCAAAGCCAUGCCCUUGGAUAGGAUUCAGAUUGAAACUGAUGGGCCUUGGGUAUCGCACCGCUCCUUCCUUUCUGCCUUCCGAGAGUUUUGUUAUUUACUAAACCAUCUUUGCUUUGUCUAG